This is a messenger RNA of Ostrea edulis (European flat oyster), 3244 nucleotides long. Its product is annotated as sodium- and chloride-dependent betaine transporter-like. Gene Ontology annotation, cellular component: membrane. NCBI's taxonomy places the organism in Eukaryota, Metazoa, Mollusca, Bivalvia, Ostreida, Ostreidae. The transcript is spliced from 14 exons. Gene Ontology annotation, biological process: sodium ion transmembrane transport. The record is from RefSeq and is a predicted model, not a curated record. The coding region runs from base 1230 to 3101 and encodes 623 amino acids.
UGCUACAUAGAUAUCCACCCACUUCAAUAUGCAUUUGUUCUAUUGGUAGUUAAAAAAUUCAAACAAAAACAGACGUCGCUCAACAAUCUUGAUUUUUUCAAGUAAUUAUCGAAUUGCCUAGUAAGUUUCGUUACGAAUAGAAACUGAUAACGAAAGAAUCUUCCUUCUAAAAACCCCAUCUAAACUCAUCCCCUCUUUUUUCUAAAAACCUUCUGGUGGGGAUCCGGGUUAGAAUAGGUCCUCAGUACCCCCUUGCUUGUCGUAAGAGGCGAUUAAAUGGGGCAGCCCUUCGGAUGAGACCGUAAAACCGAGGUCCCGUGUCGCAGCAGGUGCGGUACGAUAAAAAUCCCUCCCUGCUUAAUGGUCAUAAGCGCCGAGCAUAGGCCUAAAUUUUGCAGCCCUUCACCGGCAGUGGUGACGUCUCCAUAUGAGUGAAAUAUUCUCGAGAGGGACGUAAAACAACCCUUUUUGUUUCCAUAUAAAUCAUAACAGAAAAUAAACUAAGGUACGAAAGCUGGUCAUUUAUUUCAAAUGAAAGCUAGAACGUAGAAACAAUUGGUUUGGGAGAUCUGGAAAGUUUGUAGACAUAUGAACCGUUUCUUGACCCGAAAUGCAAGAUAUUAAAGCAUACAAUGUAGUUCAGUCUAUACAUGAACAUCAUCGGUCUUCUAGCUCCAAUAUUGUUACAAAACACAAAUGCCAUCAAAUACGAUAUCAAUCUUUGUAGGAAACAAAAGUAGUGCUCAAAGCGUUUGAUUCUGGACAAAAGCAUGUCUGUCUUGAGUGAACAAUUAUUCCAGUGAUAUUGAAUUGUCCAUGCAUCAUUGUAUUCUCUCUUCAGAGCUUUAAAAUCUACCUAAUAUACUUAAAUUUAAAAACAAAAUUUCCUAGUCAAUGACAGUAACAGGUGGGCUCUGUAAUAAAUUUGAAUUGCAGAUACACCAUGAUGCAUGUAAAGUUUCACUUACACAUACUAAAUAGAAAAUAAAUGAUAAUGUUUCUUGUGACUUGAUCAAUCCGACGUAUGGCUAACGGCGUGCCUUGUACAGGAAACUGAAAUGACAACCGUUUAACAAAGCUCGAGGUAUACGAUUUACCCACGACUUAACCAUGUAGGACAUUGUGGGGAAAGAUUCGAGUCAUGUUCGUGUACUAAAGACAAUGCUAUAUAUGAAUGCAACAGAUUUUUAAAAAACUUCGAUUAAUGUGUGAGCAAUAAAAUAUAUAUAAUGGAACUUCGGGAGAAAUCUCACGAGAGUUUUGAAUCGUCCGAAAAUAACCCGGAGACCACAAAGAGAGGACAAUGGGGAGCCAAGCUAGAUUUCUACUUCUCAAUGAUCGGCUAUAGCGUAGGACUGGGGAAUAUAUGGAGAUUUCCCUAUCUCUGCAUGAGAAAUGGAGGAGGGGCAUUUCUUAUUCCGUUUGUAUUUUUUCUCAUCGCGUGUGGAUUUCCAUUAUAUUUCAUGGAAGUUGCCGUUGGACAAUUCACAGGCAAAGGGUGUUUCCAUGUCUGGGAGGCGUGCCCUCUAUUCAAAGGGAUUGGUGUUGGGAUGUUUAAUCAGCUGUUCCUGAUAACUAUUUACUACAUACUAAUAAACGCUUGGACGAUGUUCUAUAUGACCAGCUCUUUCCUAUCCCCCCUGCCCUGGACUAGCUGUGAUAACGAAUGGAAUACCCCGAGAUGCAUCCGUGAAGACAAAGGAGGACCGAGUUAUAACAAUGAAACUACGUAUAACAUGUCCAUUUCUAUCUCCACCACUAACGUAAAUGAGUCGUACGAUUUGCAAGAAAAAAACGGGAGUUUAACCUCAUGGGAAAAUCAGACAAGUGAAAAGGAAUUUUGGUUUAAUCGCGUCCUGGGGUUGUCGGAUGGCCUUCACGAUAUCAACUAUCUGAACUGGCGUCUGACACUUUGUUUUCUGGCAACUUGGGUCAUCGUAUGUCUCUGCCUCAUCAAAGGAGUAAAAUCAUUGGGAAAAGUUGUGUAUGUGACAGCCACUUUGCCCUACAUUCUACUUGCCGUCAUCCUCAUCAAAGGCCUGACACUCCCUGGCGCUCUGGAGGGUGUUAUAUUCUAUAUCAGGCCAGAUUUCCACAAACUCGCAAGUGUUCAGGUUUGGUUGGAGGCAGGUCUGCAGGUGUUCUACUCGCUCGGUCCGUGUUGGGGAUGUCUAUAUACAAUGUCGAGCUACAAUAAGUUUAAUAACAAUUGUUAUAAGGACACAAUCAUUCUAGUAAUUAUCAGUGAAUUCACAAGUAUUUUUGGGGGCUUUGCUAUAUUCACCAUCAUUGGAUAUAUGGCUCACACAACAGGGACGCCCAUCGAAAAAGUGGUACAGGGAGGUCCCGGUCUGGCCUACCUUGUUUAUCCUGAAGGUUUAUCCCAGCUGCCGUUCCCUAAUGUAUGGGCGUUUCUCUUCUUUGUAAUGUUGUUUACUGUUGGACUAGACACGGAGUUUGCCACCCUGGAGACUUGCUUGACGGCCAUCUGUGACAACUUCCCUCGUUUACGACGUUACAAGGCUUUAACCACUGUAUUGUCGUGCUGCGUUUUCUUUCUAGCUGGGCUCAUCAUGUGCAGUGAUGCAGGGCUGUACAUAUUUCAACUCUCAGACUGGUAUGCCACGGCAUUCGCCACUCCGCUCUUUGGUCUCCUCGAAGCUAUACUUUUCGGAUGGAUUUAUGGAGCAGAGAAUUUAUCACGUGACAUCGAACUGAUGUUGGGACGGAGAGUACCUGUAUAUAUGAGAAUACUAUGGUGUAUAGUCACCCCUGCUCUUCUCAUGAUAAUGCUAAUUUUCACCAUAUACCAGUACACACCACCCAGAGUUGGUGACUACGAAUACCCAGCAUAUGCCCGGGCGAUAGGAUGGUGCAUCGCCCUCUUUCCUCUUCUGCCACUUCCUAUUUGUGCGAUAAAGGCCAUUAUAGAGGCUAAGGGAUCAACAUUGUAUGAGAAAUUUGUUGCAUCUCUCAGACCAUCUGUGCAGUGGCAUCCUGUUUCUGCUUCGGAAUGUGAGAAGUAUGACGUAGAAAACAGACAAGUAAAGGGAUCUCUAAAAUCGAAGAUUCUCUUGAACCUUUUAGGGAAACGGUCAUAGUAUUAUGCUUUUAAUUAUUUCUCAUAUUUUGUUUGAUUAAAUUCAACAUUAUCCUAUAAAUAAAUACAGCUGUAAUAUGAUGAACUAUAGUAGAUGAUUACAGUAAACCCUAUUUUAAUGUCUAUACAACUAUAAUUAUAUCA